Molecule: messenger RNA, 1855 nt
Organism: Carcharodon carcharias (great white shark)
Lineage: Eukaryota; Metazoa; Chordata; Chondrichthyes; Lamniformes; Lamnidae
Product: peptidyl-prolyl cis-trans isomerase C-like
Exons: 5
Coding region: 63-770 (235 amino acids)
Biological process (GO): protein folding; protein peptidyl-prolyl isomerization
Cellular component (GO): intracellular membrane-bounded organelle
Molecular function (GO): peptidyl-prolyl cis-trans isomerase activity
Source: RefSeq, a predicted model, not a curated record
UUCCGGAAAGGGCGGGUGUGUCUGCUUUUCACACACUCUCUCUGCUGCGAUUAGCUUCCAGUAUGAGGCGGAGCCUCGUUCUCUUCGGCUCUUCGUCGGUGACGAUAAUGGGAGCCACGUUAAAAAAAAAAGUUCAUUUUCACAGGAUGAAUUCGCAAUUGCUCCUAUUCCUGCUGGUCGUGUUUCUUCUGGAUGAAAGCACCUGCGCGGCUGAGAAAAAGCGAGGCCCGAAGGUAACAGCGAAGGUAUUCCUCGAUAUUCAAAUUGGUGAUAAAGAUGCUGGAAGGAUUGUCAUUGGUUUAUUUGGUAAAGUUGUUCCGUUGACAGUUGAAAACUUUAUCAUUCUUGCGACAGGUGAGAGAGGCUAUGGCUACAAAGGCAGCACAUUUCAUCGUGUUAUCAAGGAUUUCUUGAUACAGGGUGGAGAUAUUACUUCAGGAGAUGGAAAUGGAGGAAUAAGCAUCUAUGGAGAGAAUUUUCCAGAUGAAAACUUCAAGCUGAAACACUAUGGAAUUGGAUGGGUCAGCAUGGCCAAUGCAGGACCAGAUACUAACAGCUCCCAGUUUUUUAUUUCAUUGACAAAACCAAAGUGGCUAGAUGGAAAACAUGUGGUGUUUGGCAAAGUCAUAUCUGGAAUGUCUGUGGUACACAUGAUAGAACUCCAGGAAACAAACAAUGAAAAUCAACCUUACCAAAACUGUGUGAUAGUAAAUAGCGGCAAGAUAGAUGUUCAAGAACCUUUUGUGGUUGAAAUAAAUGAAGACGAGUAACUGGAUAGCACACCAGUGUCUCUCAGGUAUAAGGAUGGCAGUUUCUAGUUAUAUUUUUUAUGUUAGUGAAAUACCAAAGCAUUAUUCUACUCUUCUCUCUGCCUUCUUGAUCAAAAAAUGACUUGUACAUUUAGAAAGUUAUCGUACAAUACAGCAGUUCAGAAAUAGUUCUGCGGAGCAUCUCUUCCUCUGUAAGUAACUUAUCUACCUGAGUGUGGAGUUGGGAGGAGAAAAAGUGCUCCUUUGACAAUAUGUUAAAGGAAUCAUUUGGCUCCACUCUUCCUGCAACCCCCUCCCUAAUCGCCACCACUCUCUGACCUGAACCCUGGUCCCAGUCCACUUAACUGAGGGAUGAUGCAGUACCAGCAGUGGAACAACCAUUGAUUCCUCUUCCCCUGUGGGUAUUCAUCACCUCUUGGCUCCAUUAAAAUUAGGUCUGAGGCCCAAUAUCAGGGCAAUCUUGACCUCACCCUUCAGAUGCAGGAAACGCAUAAAUGGGGACUGCCCAAAUUUCUAGGCCUAUGCUUUUAGUACAACUAUGAAACCGCUGAAAUAUUCGCUAUUGUUAGCAGUUUUAUGCAAUGCUAUUCACUUUGUUCCAGUUAAACUUUUAUGAAAAUAUGUUUCACAAAACCAAGUGUGCCUCUUGUAAAGCAUCAAGUUUGUUAAAGUUACAUUUGCAACACAUCAGAUCAUUUAUAAUGAUAAAAUGUUUGUUCUCAGCCAACAUUGCAAUAUUUACUUAACUGUUUUACUCAAAACUAUCAUUUGAGUGGAAACAUCCAUGGUGCAUUUGACCUGAGAUAAACCUAACACUGAGGAAAUUAAACAUUUGUCAUCAAUGUUAAACGUUUCAAUUUGUUAAUGUCUGAAAACAUGCAUGUGUAAGCAUGAGUUUCAAAGUGUAAUGUUAGUCAAGUGUAAAUAACUUUUCCAUCUUUGAUUUGUGAUGAAUUACUUGCUGAAGUUGGAUUGAAUUUUGUUGUCCAUGUUAGCUCUUUGCUGUGAUGAUUCCUGACAAAAACUGAUGUAUCAUUUUCUGAAUGAUAACAGAAGCCUAUUUUGAAUAAAGAAUAUGCAGUUGU